CCUAGCCGCUCUGUAGCGUUUAGCAUGUUAGCCAUAUGUUUACCUGGUCGAGAUGAGGAUUUUAGUAAGAUUCGAGUCAUUAAUGAAAUCUAUGAAGUAUGAAGUUUUAAUUUAUAGCCUGAUUUUACAAGGUUAGCUACAAUGGAGCGACAGGGUUUCAUCGGUGACCUGGACACCAAGAGUAAGGGGCAGCUGUGUGAAAUAUUGUCACGACAAGAAAAGUUACUAAACAAUAAGUGUUUUAUCCGAACCCUUCCUGACAAAGGAAAGAAGAUUACUGAGUUUGUGGAGAAAGUCCGCCAUGUUCUAGCAAAUAAGGAGGAAGAAGAGAAGAAGCGGGUCAGCUUGGCCUCUGUGCGAUCAGAGUUUCAGUCCAGAUAUCAGCAGGCUUUCACUCAGCGCCAGCAUGUCGUCUCCACCGAUGCGCUUGCUGCUGGAACGAGGCUUAAAGAGAAAGAGGUGAACACAGAGCCAUCACUCCUGGUGGAAGCUGCAUGCAGAGCGGAUGGUGAAAACAGCCUGGAGUCCCUCUGUGUAGAGAACACUGAGGUGAGAGAGACAACAUCUGGAGACACAGCAGCAUCAGGCAACGAAGACAGAGCCGCAGAUACGGAUCUCGCCUUGGCGUUUAAACGUAUUACUUUAACUGAGCAGAGCAGCGUUCCUCCCAGAGACACGGCUAGAAAUCCUUUCUUAGGCUUGAAGCAGCAGCAGCAACAGCAGAAGAAGCCACAUUACAUAGAAGUACUGGAGAGAUCAGACAGAAGUGUGACAAAACCUCGAUUCAGACUCAAUCAACUGCCAUUGAAGUCAGACUCUCCGUCUCCUGGUCAGUCCCCUGGCAGUGUUACCCCACUCAGCGCUGAGGUCCGGAGGCAGAAGGACAGGAAGCACAUCGAUGAUGUCACAGCCGCCAAGCUUCCUCCGCUGCACCACAGUCCGGCACAGUUACUCACACUAGAGGAGUCUGUCACCCUCCUGGAGGAGCAGACAGCAAAGUAUCAGGAACUCCAAGCCAAAAUGGCCGCCCAGAAGCUUGCUGAGGGUUUGACUGUGAGUAUGGACAGUUAUAACCCUGAUGGGGUCGCUCUGGCUGCACACAGAGAGGUGCAUGAUGAUGAGACACUCUCAGAGGAAGACUGACCAAGGAGACUGAUCCUGUGGCUAGAGACAUCCGGAGCUGUAAGAUCAGCUUCUUUAACAGCGUUGUCUUAGGUACUUCCUUGAGUUGGCUGACUUGUAACGAUGCUGUUCUGCAGGUCAGACUGCAAGGAAGCCAGGUCUGAACAGAGAAAAUCUGCUACCGGAAAUGAGCUUUAAAUAAAGACCUAGUACAAUCGUUCUCAAAGCAGUUUCUGGUAUUCUGUGCUGAGCGCUAAAUGUUUUUGCGUUCUUUGAUGUAACACCUAAUUUAGUUCGACAGAGUUUAGUUUGUAACGACGUACACGAGUCGAGCCAGCUGUUCUACAGAAAGGACCAUCCAGAAAUGACAACGCUGGGAACACUGGAAAUGAAAAGCACUGCACAACUAUGACCUGACUUCAGAAAUAUGGAAACACAUUAUGCAACAAUUUAUUCGUUUUUUUUU
This is a messenger RNA of Tachysurus vachellii, 1588 nucleotides long. It is a transcript of the gene polr2m, whose product is annotated as RNA polymerase II subunit M. The record is from RefSeq and is a predicted model, not a curated record. Bases 142 to 1143 code for a protein of 333 amino acids. The transcript has 4 exons. Gene Ontology annotation, molecular function: transcription elongation factor activity. Gene Ontology annotation, cellular component: intracellular anatomical structure; nucleus. Gene Ontology annotation, biological process: transcription elongation by RNA polymerase II; intracellular signal transduction. NCBI's taxonomy places the organism in Eukaryota, Metazoa, Chordata, Actinopteri, Siluriformes, Bagridae.